AUGGCCGAAUCCCCAGUGAAGACCGAGGGCGAUGCCGCGCCUCGGCCCAAGGCUGGGUACAAGUCAUGGAAGAAGAAGUACCGCAAGAUGCGCAUCUCCUUUGAGCACAAGAUGCACGAGGGCGAAGAUAUUUUCAAGCAGGAGGCCAAAGCACAGGCAACCGUGAAGCGGUUAGCUAUUGAGAACGAGUACGAGAGCACCGCAUCAAACAUCCUCCUCGAGAUCAACAACUCCCCCCAGAUCCCGCUCGAGAGGCGAGUCAACAUCUCUCUCCCGCCAUCCAAAUCCAGCGACCGCAUCCACCCCAUCGACCAAGACUACGAGAACCAGAAGGAGCUGCCCCUGAAGAGACUCGAAGACCUCAUCCACGAUGUGCCACACCAGCCCUACAGGCUCGCCAAGGAGUCCGACCCUCAGCUGGUCGCCGAGCUCGAAAAGUCGGAGGGGGACAACUACCCAGCCCACUUCCUCUGCGCAGACGACAUCGACAAUUACCUCCACCUCAUCGACCAGAACAUGGAACCGGAGAACCCAGUGCCGACCCUCGCUCCCCUAGCCCAUCCCACCACCAACCCUCCCCUCCAC
Molecule: messenger RNA, 585 nt
Organism: Clonostachys rhizophaga
Lineage: Eukaryota; Fungi; Ascomycota; Sordariomycetes; Hypocreales; Bionectriaceae
Source: the annotation of a GenBank genome assembly